AGCAACGGCGCUUGCAGGAGCUUCGGCAGCAGCUGCGGCCAGCCUUGGCGAGCCAACGCCGCGACCUGUUGCCGCCGCCGCCACCACAGCCGCCGCCGACAUGCUGAGCCCCAAGAUGCAGCGCACCGUGCGCGUCAACGACAGCCAGCUGGUGAUGCUGUCCGAGCGCGCCCACUACGACCACAACAUGACCGGCUACCUCUACAAGAAGACCGCCGACAGCACCAAAUGGCAGCAGCGCUGGUUCGUCCUCUACCAGAACCUGCUCUUUUACUACGAGUCGGACACGUGUAACAGGCCAUCGGGAGUGCUCCUGCUGGAAGGCUGUUACUGCGAGCGACUCAUCACGGCCGGAUCGGCGGCCAAGAACAAAGACGGCACCGACAACAAACAGUACUGUUUCGCGAUAUCGUACCGGCGGGAGAACCAGCGUCAGUACGAGUUGCGGGCCAACAGCGAAACCGACUGCAAAAUGUGGAUCGAGGCCAUCAGAGAAGCAAGUUUCAACAAGCUGCUGCUGCAGAAAGAGGAAUUGGAGCAGAAGCACUUGCACCUCCUCCAGAUUGUCGAGAGCGAAAAAACGGCCAAGUGGCAGUACACCCAGCAGUGCGAGGAGCUGGCCUCUGAAAUCAAAAAGCUGCGAGCGGAGGUGAGAUUUGAACUGUGCGCGCUGAAGCGGGAAUGGCGUCCAGUGCCGGUGAAGCAGACGAGCCUGGCCGGCCCGACGAAGGAGGCCGACGAGCUGCGCAAAAUAAAAAAGGUGCAGAGCUUCUUUCGUGGCUGGCUGUGCCGGAGACGCUGGAAGCAGAUAGUCGAGGAGUACAUCAAGUCGCCGCACGCCGAGAGCAUGAGAAAACGCAACAGCCUCGUUUUCCGGAUGGUGGAGGCGGAGGAGGAGUACAUGGAGCAGAUGGAGGUGCUGGUUUCGUGUUUCCUGCGACCCUUCCGCAUGGCGGCCAGCUCGAAGAAGCCGCCAUGCUCGCACGAGGAUGUCAACUCGAUCUUCCUGAACAGUGAGACCGUGCUUUUCCUGCACCAGAUCUUCCUCAAGGGGCUGACCUCGCGCAUGGAAAGUUGGCCAACGCUCGUUCUUGGAGAUCUCUUCGACAUGCUGCUACCGAUGCUGAGCAUCUACCAAGAGUACGUCCGCAACCACCACUACAGCCUGCAGGUGCUGACCGAGUGCAAGCAGUCGCCGGCGUUUGCCGCCCUGCUCGCCCGCCUCGAGAACAAGCCCGCCUGCCAGGGCAGGUCGCUCGAGACCUUCCUCACCUACCCCAUGCACCAGGUGCCUCGUUACAUAAUAACGCUGCACGAGCUGCUGGCGCACACGCCGCACGACCACGUGGAGCGGAAGAGUUUGGAAAAUGCUCGGCGGCAGCUGGAGGAUCUCUCACGUCAAAUGCACGAUGAGGUGAGCGAGACGGAAAAUCUGCGGAAAAACUUGGCAGUAGAGCGGAUGAUCGUCGAGGGGUGCGACAUUCUGCUGGACGUGAACCAAGUGUUCGUGCGACAAGGAUGUCUGAUCCAGGUGCUGAACGACAAGCAGAGGUCGCAGCGCAGUCGGCUCACUAAUUUCAAAACUGAAAAGGAGGCGCUCCGGCAGUGUUUCUUGUUUUCCAAUCAUCUCAUCCUCGCGACCAGGACAUCUGGAGGGCGUCUGCACUUGCUGCCGGACAUCGGCAAAAUCCCUCUGGCUGACGCCGUGCUGAUCGAGGACCCGAGCGAGUCGAGCGCUGCAACAGACGAUGACGGUAUGGCAUCCUCCACGGCCCAGUCGCCCCAACAUCUACUCAAGCCCGCCUCCACGCGGGAACCAGGUGCUUCAGUGUGCUCAGCGUCGAGUCAGUCGAGCGGCACGAGUGAGAGCAGCGCCAACACAGGCACGUCUCACCUGACUCCGGGUGGCGCCCACAAGCUCUCAGACUUCAACAACAGGGACUUCAAGAUCGUGCUGGACGUGAAGAGCACUUCGUCGGGCAUCGGCGCCUCUCAGGGUUCCGCUGGCAGCCAGAUCACGGUCCACCUGGUCGCCUCUACUAUGCAGGAAAAGCAAGCCUGGAUCAGCGAUAUCAGUCAGUGCAUGGACAAUGUGCAUUUCAACGACCUGCUGCACGGCUCCAUGUCAGACACGUCGAGCGUGACGAUGCCACAGUCGAUUAAAAAUGACCCAAAGCUGUUCAAAGACGACGUUGACAUCCGCUUCAGCCGCACGCUCAACUCGUGCAAAGUGCCGCAGAUCAGAUACGCGACGCCGGAGCGGCUGCUCGAGCGACUCACCGACCUGCGCUUCUUGUCCAUCGACUUCCUCAACACCUUCCUGUUGACCUACCGAGUCUUCACCGACGGCGUCACCGUGCUUGAGGCGCUUAAACGCGUCUUUUACAGCGCCGAUCCGCCUGACCAGCCCUCGGCAGGGCCCGAAUCUUUUAUGGCAAUGGAAGGCAUCACGGGCAGGGAGGACCCAAACAUGCUGCACCUAUACGACACCGAGCGGCGACGAAGCAGUGCCCUUUCGCCGUGCCGAAGAACAAGUGGUGCCAGCUCCGUCUCAGAGUUGCUUUCAGGCUACGGCUCGGAGAUGAGCGACCGCGAUCGCAGCCACAGUUACGACUCGCAGGCGGGAGGGUACUCCAAAGGUCACUGGCGCUGCAGCUUCAGGAAAUUCGAAGAUGAGCAGACAACUGGGUUGCAAAAAAUACGCGAGGCAAGCGCAACAACAGAAGUCACGGUGAUCUCGUCGCCAGGCACACCUAGAAAAAGUGUCACCUUGAAAGUGGACCCUGAUGGCGAGGCAGAGCCACCUUGUGGCACAAAGUUCCUUACAAUUCCAAAGUCCAUCGCCGUCUCCUCAAGCUCAGAAACACUCACAGGUGACACUGUCACGAGCAUGCCCUCUUCGCCCGGCAACCUGAGCACGGUGACCUUGGUGGCAUCGAGCUCGGAGGACAGUGGCGAGUCGGACAAGACUUUGGCCGGCAGGCCCAUCAUCAAGUCGGAGAGCACGCAGUCUCCCACACAGCAUCCGCCACCGCCUCCAGAGAGGACGCUACCCGUGCGCCCACCAGAUCCACCUCCGCGACCUUCCAAGCCACCUGCAGUUCCUGCCAGGUCGUCUCUUUCGACGAGGAACGAGCGCUCGUCGGUGACUGAGUUGGAAGACCAGGACGAUGCAGAACUGGAAAGAGCUGCUGCCCUCAGGUCUUCUUCGAUUGGAACUGCCAAUGUUGCUUCCUCGUUCAUCCAGAGUUACUACGCUGGUCGUAGAUCUGUGGUUGACUCUGAAGGAGGCGGUACCGUGUCCCAGAGGGCGAGCUUCCAGCACGACUCGCCGCAAACCUCAAGCAAGGCUGGCGUGGUCAUCACCUCUUUCCGCCAGUCACAGAGAAGCAUUGGAAACGAACCGCUCUGGUCAAGCACGUCGUCGGCGGCGGCCGCGUUCGCCAUCGCCACCUCGGCCUCGAGCAACCCGAGGGACCACACGCCGGUCGUGCCCCCGAUGCAGAGGGCCUCCAGGUGCAGCGUCGGCGACGCCAUGAGUCUGCGUGGCAGCUGCAGAGACAGGAACCGCAGGAAGGAAUCAGUCAUGUCCACAGCGGCAACCAUGAGGGUGCUCAACGUGCUAAGACACUGGGUUUCCAAGCACGCUCAGGACUUUGAACUGGACCAGCGGCUGAAAUCGAUGACAAUCGAGUUCCUGGACGACAUCACAUACAGCCCAAACCUACUGCCAGCUGAACACAAAGCAGCAUCACAACUCCUGCGGCUCAUCACCAGAGAGGAGCCAGAGCAUGUCAAAGUGGAUUUGGAAGGGCUGCUGGCAGCUCCAAAGAAUCCUAGCAAGGAGAGCAUCGAGACUCUGUCCGCCCUGGAAAUAGCAGAGCAAAUGACGUAUUUGGACCACCAAAUCUUCAUAUCCAUCUGUAGCGAAGAGUUUCUGGGACAAGCGUGGAUGAAGCCAGACAAAAUCACAAAGGCACACCACAUUCUGCUGAUGACCAAACGCUUCAACGAGGUCUCCCGCCUAGUCGUCUCUGAAAUCAUCCGCAGGGACAACUUGGCGGCCAGAAUAGCUGCCAUAGAGAAGUGGGCCGCCGUAGCCGACAUAAGUCGUUGCCUGCACAAUUUCAACGGCGUCCUCCAAAUCUGCGCUGCUUUCACCAACAGUUCCGUAUUCCGCCUCAAGAAGACUUGGGAGAAAGUGUCGAAAACCACGAAGCAGUCUAUAGAAAAGCUGCAGACUAUUGUUUCGGCCGACGGCAGGUUCAGAAACUUGAGGGAUGCUCUGCACAGAUGCGAUCCUCCCUGCAUCCCCUACUUGGGCAUGUAUCUGACGGAUCUUUCCUUCAUCGAGGAGGGCACUCCAAACUUCACUGACGAGGGUUUACUGAAUUUCUCAAAAAUGAGAAUGAUCGCCCAUGUCAUACGCGAGAUCCGCCACUUCCAACAGACGCCGUACAAAAUCGAAUUGAUCUCCAAGGUGACCAACUACCUGCUGGACCCGAGUCUGCUGUUGGACGACGACCAGCUGUACAACAUGUCAUUGGAAAUUGAGCCACGCACCUCGAGAUUGGGCUCCGCGGCCACCAUCAGCCAGUGUCAGGACUCCAAUUAGGGGUCACGCCGCCUGAAUCAGCCCACUUUCAAACACAAGCACACACUUUAUACAAUAUACAAGCACAUCUAAUCAAAAUGAGACAAGAGUAAUAUUAAUCUGGAUCGUUACUACGACUGUCUCCUGUGCACUAGUGCGAGUUCUUGCUUUUGUUAAGCGCCAGCAUAGAACGAAACUCAAGGUGCGGAAAGCUAACUUUGUGCGAUGUUAUCGUGUCAUGUGCAAUUAGUAGAGUCGGACGAUUUAGACUAUUUUUCUGUUGUGCUUCUCGAUUGGCGUUUUCCAGAACCAAAAAGAUUUGGUCCCACAAGCACAAUAUGUGAUAAAGCGCGGCGCUUUCGCAGUCUUUGGUUGGUUUCUUUGAUUGUUGUGGUGCGUUAGCUGGCUAAUCGGCAUUUUCCGCCAGAAUUGUUGGGGAAUAUUUUCCAUCUGACCAGAAAAAGCUGUACAAUUUCUAGCGCGAUAAAAUGAGAUACUCUAUUUAUUAAACGCUGGCGUUGCAGAAAAAAUAUAUAAGUUUAGAAUACUCGGUGAAAUAUGGAAUUUAUGGAUGUUUCCUUAUUGUAAUUGAAUGAUGUUAUCUGAACCAGGAUUUUGCGCAUAUUAAUACAAGUAUUUUUUGACCAUUUUUCAAAUUAAUUCGAGCAAAAAAUUGAACAAGCAAGCCAUGUAUUCACUACAAUUUUCAAUUGCGACUGAUCACGCGUUUGGAACAUCCUCACACACAUGUCAUGCAAGCAAAAGUGAUUCAAGAGCUAAACUCCUUUUCGUUCGUUUUCGGUCGCCAGUAAAUUCACUUCCUCGAUCAUAAGUGCAAAACGUGGAAGCCAAAGCAGUUAUUCUAAACACAGUGCGAAUACCGUCUCACCUAGUUCAAAUAGCAAACACAGAAUGCCACAAAGAAACUUGCGUUCAUCUUGCCCUUGAUAGCUUUAUAUUUUCCCCUCUGCUCUUGUAGACGCGAGAAUAAAUAAUAACCGAGAUCAAUUCAGACCGCACUAACACUGAUGUAUACGGUGAAAGAAAAAGCAUAUAUGUAUAUGUCCUUUGACUUAUGACCCCUUAUCUGUCUUCCAAUCUUGAAUUUGCAGUCAAGUAGCUGUUGAGUGGUUACACCUCUCCCGCGGCGACAAAAUUCAGUGCAACGUUCUCGCGCUCAUAUCUCUAGUCAAUCGAGGAACCGCAGCACCUCGACUUGACUCUGUGCGGUCGGAUGGAGGAGUGCGUGUCGCAGGUGAAAAUGACAGACAAGGCUCUCUUUAACUGACUUGCCUUACGGUUAACAAUCUUGAUCAAUUUUCUAUGUACCUUUUUUAUCCGGAAUCCGAUCCUGCUGUUUAAAAGAAACCAACUGCCCUCGCUCCCACCCGCGUAGCGAAUUGGAAUUCACCUCUGCUCCCCAUGUAGUCACAAGCGAGUAGUUCUAUUAUAUUUAAUGUUUUUGUCGGAAAAAAUGUAGUGUUCCGGUUGCGUAUCUAUGUCUAUGACGUGAAAAACUGGUGCGAAUCCAAAUAAGGAGCUCUCAAUUCUAUCGUUUAAAAAUCAGGGAUAUUUUUCAGGUAGAAUUCAAGGCUUUUUCUGAAAAUCUCUCCAGGGAAUGAGCAAACUCUUUCUUCCUACGGGGAACAAAUGCUGUUAAAAUGAUACGCGCGCAUAUCAGAAAAUAUAAAUAUUUAAAACAUACGCUCUAAGAAUCGUGUCCCCCGUUUUUGUCUCUAUUAGUGUUCACUGCCCACCAACUUGAUAUAUCCUGUCUCCCCGAAAGCCACCCCACCAAAACGAAAUUGAGUGUUUUCCGUGGCCAGCGCUAUUUUGGCAUAAAGAAUGUAGAUUCCGUCACAUACAAAAUGCAAUACAAACGUGCAGACAACUAUUAAACAAAAUCAAGCGAGUGUGAAAUAUCCAUACAAAAGGGGACAAACAAAAGAAGCGUCAUUUUAUAACACAGACACACACAGUGAAUGUGGAAUUUUGUUGUUACAAACAGCCAAUAUUUGUGACAAUUGGCCUGCCUUCUUCAAGCUUUAAGCAAUAAUAAUAAAAUAUCCUAGGCGUUCAUAACAAAAAGUAGGGAGCAGGGGAAUUGUACUAUAUGAGAGAGUGAGGUCAUCCCACUUGAGAAAGCAGAGAGUAACACAGAAAUUACGAUAUAUUAUAUCCUUCAGUAGGGAAAGUGACUCUUCCGACAUAUUCAUUGGAAUUCUAUAUCAAUGGUUGCGAAAAUGUUGUAGAUAAGUAUUUGAUUGUUGUGGUAACUAAAAAAGAGUCCUUUGACAGCCUUCUCACUCAUCCUGCUCGUUAGUUGUUACAAAUUUUAAACCAAAAGCACGAAAACCGCAUAUUCAGGCCGGCGAAAACAGUAUUUUGUUUUAAAGGGAAUGAAAUUUUUCGCCUCGUUCGAGUGGGUUGUUAGAAAAAAAUAUUCUAUAUAUCAUUAUUCAGUGUUUUGAAUCAGGAACAUCCUGCUGCUAUUUUUGAAAAUGUUAAUCAAUUGGCUAUUUCAUGCAUCUCAAUUGAAUCAAUUUAUCUCUGUUAUAGGGACAAAAAUUAUAUCCCCCCAUCCCCGUUCCAGUGAAAAUAAUAUUUGCUGUUUGCAUUGCCAGAGUUGUUCACAUGUUCCAAGCAUCCCAAUCAAAAUAAUGUUGUUCAUGAUUAAACGUCGUUUUAAAAGAGUGUAGUGGCGUCUGCGUGACGAAAUAUUACUUUUCUGUCGUGAACGAGUCGUAAAAAAUGUUUCCCGUGGUUAGUUUGAAGCUUGACGCGGCGCGCAAGGGGGACAACAACCACACUCGCGGUCGAGAUACUUUUAGUGGAGUUAUGUUCCAUGUGGAUGCAUGCAUUAUACGUAGCCGAGUUGUCAUAUUGCGUGAGUAUAUGGGCAAAAAAUAAAAACAUAUCUAUAUCCAUCAAAUAAAGAAAGCAACAAAACACUUUGGGAUUUCUCUUAAGGCUGUAACCAAGUGAAAACUGGAAUGUAAAAAGAUUAAAAUGCAAAUAAAAUCAAGUAGUUGAUUAUGUUUGAA
This is a messenger RNA of Cloeon dipterum, 7638 nucleotides long. Its product is annotated as ras-specific guanine nucleotide-releasing factor 2-like. Lineage: Eukaryota; Metazoa; Arthropoda; Insecta; Ephemeroptera; Baetidae. The transcript has 26 exons. The coding region runs from base 101 to 4615 and encodes 1504 amino acids. Gene Ontology annotation, cellular component: plasma membrane. The record is from RefSeq and is a predicted model, not a curated record. Gene Ontology annotation, molecular function: protein binding; guanyl-nucleotide exchange factor activity. Gene Ontology annotation, biological process: Ras protein signal transduction; positive regulation of GTPase activity.